AUGUCAUCAUCACCCCAAGUUGAAUACCAGGAUAUUGUGACUUUCGCGGACAGCACCGAACAGUUCUGCACACGCUAUAACAGCUACAAUUCACCUGUCAGCAAAACAUGCAGUAUCACUUUCCAAGGACUGGAGUCUCUUCGCGAAAGUAACAAGGCGCUACAAGAGACUCUGGCAGCUCUCGACAUUUCUCGACCACAGCCCUCUAUCAUCAGCACGCCAGCUCAAAUCGUCAUCAAUGCCGCGAGUUCCAGCUGCACACGCAACAAGCAUGUGCUCGACGCCCUUUUCAGCACUAUACCCAAAGACCACCGCGAGCCGAAAGAGCUUCUCCGAGUGCAACAGGUUGGCAGAGACUGGCGCGACACCAUCAACGGCUCUGGCAAACUUCUUCGCAAGAUGGGGCUUGCGCCUAUUGACGACGUAUUCUACAGUUCACCACUGCCCACGCAUGGUCGUGGUAAUCCCGGAGGUGCUCUACCAGGCAUGGAAUACGUGCCCGAGGGGGGUGAAAGUAGUUGGUGGACGCCCUAUACUGGGGAAUACACUACAGACCUGAACCCUAUGUCAAAUCAGUGGCAUUUACAACUCAUGUUUGACGUUCCGACUCCAAAUCUUGGCUCUCGGUGUCGCGCGAUGCUGGCAUGCCAUCCGCCGCCUGAGCAGAUCAGCCUAGUCGCCGAGUGCAUCGAGUAUGAGAGACGCUAUGGUGGGGGACGUCAUGAACAGAAGGUUGAGCUGGUGGACGAGAAGAGUAAUGGACGUAUGACGAUGGGGCGUCGUAUAGAAACGGUCAUCGACGUGCUGAAAGAUUCCAGAUGUGACCUGCCCACUGGUCACUACGUCCCUUGCGUGCGAGUGAGACUCUCAAUGACCCUGGUGAACGAUGAUCCCAUCAUACUGGAACGUCAUAGGCGCAUGGACUCCGCCGUGGAAUGGUCAGAAGGCAAGAAGAGACGUAGACGGCGAAGCGCUGCUAAGGGCAGGGCGGACUUCGACUCGGGCUCCGACUUCGAAGAGGUUUCCAGUGUUGAGUGA
This is a messenger RNA of Fulvia fulva, 1038 nucleotides long. RefSeq lists its product as uncharacterized. The record is from RefSeq and is a predicted model, not a curated record. The transcript is spliced from 2 exons. Bases 1 to 1038 code for a protein of 345 amino acids. Lineage: Eukaryota; Fungi; Ascomycota; Dothideomycetes; Mycosphaerellales; Mycosphaerellaceae.